AAAGACUCUCUUAUUGGUGGCUUAAAGGUAUCUCUCAAAGUAAGAAAAACAGAUAUCGUCCACUCAACAGAUCAGCUUCUUUUCUGCAUAUUCCUCCUUGUGAUUGGCUGAUCAAAGAAAGAAUCAAGAAUCAAUCUUUCCCCUAAUUUCUACACUCUUCCUCCCCUCUUUAUUAAUUAGUAUGGAUCUGCUGGGAGGAUUAUCAGUAUCAAUUAUGUGUUUCUUCUGAUUUUCUCUUUCUACCAUCACUAGGGUUUGCUUUGAUUCUUUCUCUAAAUUUGGCAAAAAAUUGCUUCUCUCCCCCUGUCCAUCUCUCCAGUCUCCAUAUAUAGCAAAAAAAACACGAGUGGUCCAUUUUUACUUAUUUGUCUUUGAUUGCAAAAAAAAAAAAACAAAAGAAAAAAAAGAGGAAAUUAGGAUUUACAGACAAUGGUUCGAGAGAAGAUACAGAUCAAGAAGAUCGAUAAUGCGACGGCGAGGCAGGUGACCUUCUCCAAGAGAAGGAGAGGGCUUUUCAAGAAGGCUGAGGAGCUAUCAGUUCUCUGUGAUGCUGACGUCGCGCUUAUUGUCUUCUCUUCUACUGGCAAGCUCUUUGACUACUCCAGCUCUAGCAUGAAGGAAAUACUGGAGAGGCAUCAUUUGCACUCAAAAAACCUUGAGAAGAUGGAGCAACCAUCUCUUGAGCUGCAGCUGGUAGAGAACAGCAACAUGUCCAGGUUGAGUAAAGAAGUUGCAGAAAAAAGCCAUCUAUUAAGGCAAAUGAGAGGGGAAGAACUGCAAGGAUUAAGGAUAGAAGAUUUGCAGCAGCUCGAAAAGUCUCUUGAAACCGGAUUGCGCCGUGUCAUUGAAAGGAAGGGUGAAAAAAUCAUGAAGGAGAUCACUGACCUUCAAAGAAAGGGAAUGUUAUUGAUGGAAGAGAACGAGCGUUUAAGACAACAAGUGGUGGAGAUAUCAACAAGUAGGAAAAGGCAGCAGCGCUUUACAACUGAAUCUGAUGAUCAGAAUGUGGUGUAUGAGGAAGGCCUGUCGUCAGAGAGUGUCACUGAUGCCAGCAACAACUCCGGUGGGCCUCCUCCCCAUGACAUUGAAAGCUCAGAUACGUCACUCAAGUUGGGGUUACCUUAUUGAGGCUGGGAGGAGAGACGAGUACUUGGAAUUUGACUGCAAUGGGAAAGGGUGAAACUGUGAAAGAACACUAUGAUUUACAGUUGCAUCUAACUUCAAUGUGAAAUAAUAUUUGUUCUUUCCUUCUCCUUCUUUUUAGCCUUAAUGGAAUGUAAGCUGACCAAAGUUACGUCUAUGGUACCAGAUUCAUGGCAUUACUUGCCACGGCUUGAUCAACGACAUCUAGAUCAUAAAAAAUCUCUAUUAUGAGCGAA
Tripterygium wilfordii is the source of this 1379-nucleotide messenger RNA. Its product is annotated as MADS-box protein JOINTLESS-like. Lineage: Eukaryota; Viridiplantae; Streptophyta; Magnoliopsida; Celastrales; Celastraceae. Gene Ontology annotation, molecular function: DNA-binding transcription factor activity, RNA polymerase II-specific; RNA polymerase II cis-regulatory region sequence-specific DNA binding; protein dimerization activity. Gene Ontology annotation, cellular component: nucleus. The record is from RefSeq and is a predicted model, not a curated record. Gene Ontology annotation, biological process: positive regulation of transcription by RNA polymerase II. The transcript is spliced from 8 exons. Bases 430 to 1128 code for a protein of 232 amino acids.